AAGAGUAGAGGGAGAAGAAAAACACGCGUCUGUUUUUCGUUAAACAUGCUAAUCUGCCUUUUUUUAAUGCUAUGCUAUUUUAUAUGUACUUAUUAUAUUGUUUUGUUACGUGCGCUAUGUUUAUGCUGAAACCGCAUUUAUAAAGCCAAUAAAGCCAUUCUUUCUUGUGAGUUUUGUGACAUUUGAGCCUUGUCAGUGUCCGUAGUUACAACCGUUGCCUAGAAACUGUCAACAAAACGCAGUAGCUAACUGUUCAAAAGUAAAGGUGGAUACGAAUUGCAAGUAAUUUCAGGAAUGUAAAUUACUCAGAAAAACUUCGACUUCUCCUGGUCAGAUAUCCCUAGCUGUCACAGAAGUUAACGCUCCAGUGUAUCCUAAAAAAUGGCAGUGCCUUUCUCCAACAAUCACCUGCGGGUCCCGCAAGGAUUUGGUACCAUCCUGGAGGGACUGGCCAGAGAAGUCCUACGAGACCAGCCUGAAGACAUUCCUAAAUAUGCUGCACAGUACUUCGACACUCUUCUCAAGCAAAGAGAAGAUAGUGGCAUGGACCCUGCUGAGUGGGCUGCUAAACUGGAAGAUAGAUUCUACAACAACCAUUCAUUCAACGCUGCUGAGGCUAGUCCUGAAAAAGAGCCUGCAACAGAGGUGGCCAUUUCCAAAGAAAAAUCAUAUGAGUCCCAAACUGAAGAUGAAUCCAGUCAUUCAGCAGAAGCCUCAAAUCUCUCCACCACACAACCUAAUGUCUCUGAAGAGGUUGAUUUAACUGAAAGCGCAGAAGAAAAUGAAAAACAUGAUAUUACAGAGAAACACUUUAUUUCAGCGGAAAGGGGACUUUCAGAAGAGGAAUCAGUCAACAGGCUCCCAGCUGCAGAUGUACAGCCAGAUGAAGUGAGUGGGACAGAGGAGGAGAACAACCCAACAAUAACUACAUUUGAUCAAGUUGACAGGGCAGCUAAUGAAAAAGAUAGCAGCUCUGUUCCAGACCAAGAUAUAUCUCAGUCUGAGUUAGAGCCCACUGACUUUUUAUCGUUCAGAGGGGUUUACAAUGUAGAUUUGUGUGCUCAGGAGUUAGGAACAGCAGAAGAUGAGGGAGGUGAUAAACUAGAGACUGCAGUUGUAGAUGAGGAGAUUGUAGACUCAGAAGGAGAGGAAAAAACUGAAGUUGAAGAACCAGUGGAGGUAUUUCCGUAUUCUGGGCUAGCUGAUGUGGAUGUGUGCGCUACAGAACUUGGAGGAACAGAGAGAACAAUGGAAGGAGCCACUGCUGAAGACGAUACACAUGUCAUGGAAGAGGAAAGCUCAAAACCCCAAUCUGAGGAAACAGUUGUACAAUCAUCAUUGUCUCAAUCUGAAACCCCUGAGGGCAGUCCACAAGAAGCAGAAGAUCAGGCAGAAAAAACAAACAAGGAGGAAGGAACAGAGACUGGGGCUUCUUCUGGGGGAAUACAUGAAAGUUUAACUAAUGUAGAGGGUGGUUUAGACAGUAAUGCUAUACCAAAAGAGGAUUCCUUGGUUGAGAUUAGCUUUGAAGAUGUACCAGAGGUUCAGCAGAUUAAAGAUGUUGAGGAGAAACUGCCAGAGGAAGAGGAUUCAGUUGAGGUCUUACAGACUAAAAUAUUAGAAAUGCAACAGGAGGUUACUGCAGUGGCAACAGACCAAAAUAUAUCUGGUACACCAGACCACAAUGAACCUGAAAUGGUGGGAGUUGGACAGGAAGUUAACUCUGAAGUGGAGGAAAUGGAAAGUCAGCAUGAGGCAUCUGAUAUACUGAGGGAGAAGGUGGACACAAAUUAUUCUAAUUUAAAUGAGAGUGAUGAUGAUGAGAAGGGAGAAGGUGUUAAAAACAUCAGCUCAUCACAUCAACCCACCACCAAGGCAGACAAAGAGAACCCAGAGGAUGAAACAGAUCAAGAAAAUGAAGAUAACGAGAAAAUAAGUGAAGGCGAAUUUCACCAGAAUGAGUCAAACGACCCUGACGUUAAAGAAGAUGAGACAACAGAUGCGGUUGGAGGAGACAAAGAGGACAAACAUACAGAUUAUAUUGAGGUGGAGGAUAAAGAAAUUAAUGAUGGUGGCACGGAAAAUCAUUCAUUAGAAGUAGCCCAGUCAAAUAUAUCAACUGCUGCAACGGAGGCAGAGACUGAAACUUUUGAGGCAAGUGCACAACAUCUACCAGAGGAGAACGAGGAGAGUCAGAGAACACUUGUAGAGUCACAGCCAGAGGAUACGGUGGUAGAAAAAGAGGUCACAUCAAAGGAGAGAACAUCAGAAGCAGAGGAACUUGUAGAAGAAGGAAACACUGAUUUGGAAAUGCAAGAGAAGAGUGAUGCAAUGUGUGGAGAGGGCAGCAUCAGCCCCAUUCAAAGCCAAGGAGAAGAAAGGCCACUUGGUUCUGAAAAGGACUCCACAGAGCCUGAAAGCAACAGUGGUCACAAGCAGGAGGAGUGCAGCCGGCCCCAGGAGGAGGAGGACAUCAUGGACAUUCCCCUGGAUGACCCCGAGGCCAACAGAGCUGCUGCCAAGAUCCAGGCUGGCUUCCGUGGCCACAUGACCCGUAAGAAGAUGAAGCCGGAGGACAAAGCAGAAGGGGAGGAGGUGAGCAGCACUGGGGAUGUGCUCAACGGCAGCCAGGGGGACACAGAGACAGGAGGAUCGGGGGCAGUAGAGAGUGACGACACAUCUGUGCCAGAGCAGUGAUGCCCCUGUCCUGACCUGGAUGAAGAGAAAGGGGGGGGAGCAAGGUAGCGAGGGAUGGCUGGCAUAAGCUGGCUGGGCUGGCUUUCAGGCACAUCUUUCUACCCCAGGAGUCAUUUUCUUUUUCAACACAAAUUAGCAGUAGAAAAUGAACCGACAGUUUUGAGGGUGUGUUGUGUGAAUUUUGUGAACUUUAACACUCCUUCUCUGCUUCUCCAGCAGUACGGAUGUCUUUGACCCAGAAUUUGCAACUCACUGCAUGUACUUGUGAAACUUCUGGUAGUGUGCUAGUUUUUAGAUGAUGAUCUGUGAAUGUGAAAAUGAAUAUCCUGUAAAUGCUAAACAGGGCUUAUUUUGGAUGGAUCUGUUCAUAGCAUCUGUGUAUAAACCUUGUAUGCAUCAGCAUUUGACUUAAUGGCGUAAUUAGUGGCUUAAAUUAUUUGUUAUUUUGCAUUGUUUUCUGAUAUGCUUUGUAUCUUGACUAUUAUUUACCUAUUUGACUUGCUUACAAAAAUGAUUAAAACAUCAAAAAUAUCAAAAGAGUAGUAACUAUGUAUGUUCUAUUUAUUCUAAGUUACUUAAUACAGAUUGCAAUUGCCUUGAUUAUCUUUUUGAUCACAUGAUAAGUAAGUUCACUUUUCACCUUUUCAGGCAUUUUCUAUAAAUCUGAUCUUCCAGAACAGUAAGCAUGCAGUAAUUACACUUUUUUUCCAGAUGCAUUUGGUACAGCUUUACAUUAUGAUGCAUUAUGUCAAUAUGCACUGUUGUUGUGUUGGUGGGUUUGACUUGUUAAAUCAGGUGUGUGAAAUUCCAUUAUCAGAGUUUGCAGAGCCUCCAUGCUUUAAAACUAAUUGAAUAGUACAUUGCUGAACUUUUCUGUAGAGUCAUGGCAUUGCACUAAUAAAUCCACCUUAAAUAUA
Siniperca chuatsi (mandarin fish) is the source of this 3614-nucleotide messenger RNA. It is a transcript of the gene spa17, whose product is annotated as sperm autoantigenic protein 17. Lineage: Eukaryota; Metazoa; Chordata; Actinopteri; Centrarchiformes; Sinipercidae. Gene Ontology annotation, biological process: binding of sperm to zona pellucida. Gene Ontology annotation, cellular component: membrane. The record is from RefSeq and is a predicted model, not a curated record. The transcript is spliced from 7 exons. Gene Ontology annotation, molecular function: calmodulin binding. The coding region runs from base 382 to 2697 and encodes 771 amino acids.